AUGAGCGUCUCGCCGUCGACAUCACCGCUCUCACCCAUUCAUGCAAGUGCAAGCCGCCUGUCAUCAUCUCGUCAACAAUUGGCUCGUGGUUGGUCUCGUGAGGGGCGCCUGACCGGCCGCCCCGUCACCCCGGCUCCGGCUACCGGUGCGAUACGUCGGCGGCGGCCAGUGUGGACCAGCGCAAAGCUCGCGGGACCCGUCGUGAACAUGAUCAUGUCUGGAACCCACGCCCUACUGCGCCGGUUGGCUUCGGCCUGCUGCUACUGGUGGGCUGAAGCCUCGCUAGUCAGGCCACACCAGAGGAUUUGCCAAGUCGUCACACGGAUUGGACGCCGCAUGCUCGGGGGCAAAAAUAGCAGGAAAAAAACUUUGGGAAAUUCUGUGAGCAGAGAGACCGUGUCUUAUGAGAUCCAAAGGGCUGGAUAUGGGAGACGUGUGCCAAUGACAUGCCCGCCGGAUCCAAAGGUUAAGAAAUCCGAUUCACACGACCGAACAAGGUGUCUGCUUGCCUGGGUCCAGCCCAGACCGAAUGUCGGCCUCUGCACUCCCUUGCUGGAACACAAAACCAAUGGAACCCACAUCACGGCGCUCACACUUGCACUUAGGGCUGCUCCAGUGAUGGCUACAGACGGGUAUAACUACUGCCUACUUGCCACCCACUCUCUCGCUCUCGAGCCCUCUGCAUACAAUCCUCUUCUACCAGCACGCGCCCGAAUCUUCAACCCUCAAACAGCCUCCACCAGAUCCGAUCGAUACACAAUAAUCACAGGUACGUUACCAGUAAUCGACGUCAUUUUGGUGUGGCUCUGGUCUUGCUUGCUUACCACCACCAAUGCCCCUCCCCCACCAUAA
Cordyceps militaris CM01 is the source of this 852-nucleotide messenger RNA. RefSeq lists its product as uncharacterized. The coding region runs from base 1 to 852 and encodes 283 amino acids. The transcript has 4 exons. The record is from RefSeq and is a predicted model, not a curated record. NCBI's taxonomy places the organism in Eukaryota, Fungi, Ascomycota, Sordariomycetes, Hypocreales, Cordycipitaceae.